Phalaenopsis equestris is the source of this 3321-nucleotide messenger RNA. Its product is annotated as chaperone protein ClpD2, chloroplastic. Gene Ontology annotation, biological process: cellular response to heat. Gene Ontology annotation, cellular component: cytoplasm. The record is from RefSeq and is a predicted model, not a curated record. The coding region runs from base 297 to 3140 and encodes 947 amino acids. Gene Ontology annotation, molecular function: ATP hydrolysis activity; ATP binding. NCBI's taxonomy places the organism in Eukaryota, Viridiplantae, Streptophyta, Magnoliopsida, Asparagales, Orchidaceae. The transcript has 12 exons.
GUAAGUUAACCAAAUAUUUUCCGUUGUAGAACAGCAUUCGUCUUGGUCAUGAACAUGGGCUCAACAAAUGUUACUGUUACCCACCGGCCGCAGACCUGCGCUCCGCGCUCCACCAUUCCUCGCCACGCACGCGCCUGAUAGAUACCUAGCGUGUCCGCGUUCUCCUUCCGUCCACGCCAAGUCAUAGUUCUCUUCCCCUCUAAGCUCUUUUAUGAACUCGAACUCAUCAAAGCGAGCACAAUAAAGUGUGGGACAAGGCGGAGAGAAGACGAGAAGGACCAGCAAUAGGUACGACUAUGGAGGCGUGCUGCUCCUCCUCUAUCCUGACCAUCCGUCCGAUUGAUUUCUUACGCGUUGGGCACCACUGUCGCGCCAGCUUCCGUCCCUCCCAACCCACUGUGCUCUCGCAUCGGGCAUCUCGGGCAUCCCAAUCUUUUUUUCGUACUGGCUUGCUCCACCCCAGCUCCAAUCCCUUAUUUGUCCGUCGUGCAAACCCUUGCAGCAACUCCCGCCGAAGGUGGAAGCAACCAAUAUCUGCUGUUUUCGAGAGAUUCACAGAAAGAGGGAUUAAAGCUGUGGUGUUCUCCCAGAGGGAGGCAAAAAACCUUGGAAAGGAAUUGGUCUUUCCACAGCACCUGCUUCUUGGCUUAAUUGCGGAGGAUCGGUCCCCGGACGGGUUUCUUGGAUCGGGGAUCACCGUUGGCCGGGCCCGUGAUGCCGUGCGGGCAAUUUGGAACGACGUGUUGGCGGCUGAUGUGGAUGGGACGGAGCCAUCUGCGACGAACAUGCCCUUCUCCGUUAGCAGCAAGCGAGUUUUUGAGGCUGCUGUGGAGUUCUCGAGGUCAACGGGAUGUAAUUUUAUUGCUCCCGAACAUAUUGCUAUUGGGUUAUUUACCGCUGAUGAUGGAAGCUCGGGGCUCGUUCUGAAUAGAUUGGGAGCUGAUGCCAGUAACUUAACCUCAGCGGCACUUUUGAGGCUUCAGGGAGAACUUGCUAAAGAUGGCAGAGAAACUUCAAAAGUAUCUUCGAAGAUGCAGCAAAAAUCUCCUAGUGGUAAAGCUGCACAGGCAAAGCCUUCAGAGAAAUCAAAAGAUAAGAGUAUGUUGGCUCGGUUCUGUGUUGAUAUAACUGCUCGGGCUAAUGAAGGGCAUAUAGAUCCUGUAAUUGGUAGAGACAUUGAGAUUCAGAGGGUUGUUCAAAUCCUAUGCAGAAGAACCAAAAACAACCCUAUUCUUCUGGGAGAUCCUGGAGUUGGCAAAACAGCAAUUGCUGAAGGCUUGGCACUGCGAAUGUCAUGUGGUGGCAUUCCAGUUUUUCUUACUGGAAAGCGCAUAAUGUCACUGGACAUAGGCUUGCUGAUGGCUGGGGCAAAGGAGAGAGGAGAAUUGGAAGCUCGUGUUACAGGGUUAAUUGCUGAAGUGCAGCAAGCAGGUGACGUGAUUCUGUUCAUUGAUGAAGUUCAUACAUUAGUUGGAUCUGGCACGAUUGGGAGAGGGAACAAGGGAUCGGGUCUUGAUAUUUCGAACUUGUUGAAGCCUGCCCUUGGACGAGGCGAAUUGCAGUGCAUUGCAUCUACAACCCUAGAUGAGUAUAGGACACACUUUGAAAAGGAUAAAGCUUUAGAACGUCGAUUCCAGCCUGUUCUCAUAAAUGAACCAAGCCAGGAGGAUGCUGUGAAAAUAUUGAUGGGCCUUCGAGAGAAAUACGAAAGCCAUCAUAGAUGUAGAUUUACCUUGGAAGCCAUCAAUGCAGCUGUAUUUCUCUCAGCAAGAUACAUUCCUGAUAGGCAUCUUCCUGACAAAGCUAUAGAUUUAAUAGACGAAGCUGGCAGUAGGGCCCGAAUGAAUGCAUUUAAGAGAAAGAAGGAAGAAGAGACUUCCAUAUUGUCGAAAUUACCCGGCGAUUACUGGCAAGAAAUAAGAGCAGUACAGGCUAUGCACCAAGUGGUUAUGGAAAAUAAGCAGAAAUAUACCUCUACUAGGAGCAGCUCAGAUGGUCAUGACUUGACAGGAGGCAUCGAUGACAUCUCUGAGUCACGUGCUCUUUCGGCAUCAGAAGAAGAGAUUGUCAUUGUUGGACCUGAAGAAAUUGCUUUGGUUGCCUCAUUGUGGUCGGGCAUUCCUGUCAAGCAGCUCACUACUGAUGAAAUGAAGCUUCUGGUUGGUCUUGAUGAGGAACUAAGAAAACGUGUUAUUGGCCAAAAUGAUGCUGUCAGUGCAAUCUCUAGAGCUGUAAAGAGGUCACGUGUUGGCCUCAAGGAUCCUGACAGGCCAAUUGCUGCUAUGCUUUUCUGUGGGCCAACGGGUGUUGGUAAAACAGAGCUUACAAAAGCUUUAGCAGCUACUUACUUUGGAUCGGAGUCAGCAAUGUUGAGGCUGGAUAUGAGCGAAUACAUGGAACGGUUUACAGUUAGCAAGCUAAUAGGUUCUCCUCCAGGAUAUGUCGGCUAUGGAGAGGGCGGUACUCUGACAGAAGCUGUUAGGAGAAGACCUUUUACAGUAAUUUUACUAGAUGAGAUAGAGAAGGCUCACCCUGAUAUAUUUAACAUCCUUCUUCAAGUUUUUGAAGAUGGCCACCUAACAGAUGCACAGGGGCGGAGGGUGUCAUUCAAAAAUACUUUGAUAGUCAUGACUUCAAAUGUGGGUUCCACAUCAAUAUCAAAGGGUAGGAGAAGCAUUGGUUUUAUGCUUGCGGAGGAUUCCGCCUCAACUUCUUAUUUUGCAAUGAAAUCUCUUGUUAUGGAAGAAAUGAAGGCCUAUUUUCAACCUGAGCUGAUAAACAGGAUAGAUGAGGUGGUUGUGUUCCGUCCUCUCGAGAAGGAGCAGAUGAUGGAAAUUCUCAACAUAAUGUUGAAAGAAGUGAAGGGCAGGUUGUUGUCUCUUGGGAUGGGUCUAGAAGUCAGUGAUUCGGUUAAAGAACUUGUUUGCCGGCAAGGAUAUGACCAGAGCUAUGGCGCCCGGCCAUUACGGAGGGCAGUCACGCAAAUCAUCGAAGAUGUAGUCAGCGAAGCGAUCCUUGCAGGAGAAUUCAAGCCCGGCGACACCAUUUUGGUCGACGUGGGUGCUUCAGGUAAUCCCUUUGUGACCUGCUUAACUGACCAAACCAUGAAGAUUUCUUCAGACACCCCAUCAACACUGUAGACAACUUGUACAAAUUGUAUUCUUGCCCCUUACUAGGUUUUUUCUUUUUUAUUUUAGAGAUUCGUUAGGCAUUAUUAUUUGUACGUAAGGUUAAAUGAGAGAAGUUUUUAUUAAUUCAUGUUCUAGUAUGUAUAGAACUCAAUAUUUGUUUUGUAAUAUAAGUUGGUAUUUUAUUUUUUUU